Molecule: messenger RNA, 2239 nt
Organism: Calypte anna (Anna's hummingbird)
Lineage: Eukaryota; Metazoa; Chordata; Aves; Apodiformes; Trochilidae
Gene: CCDC13
Product: coiled-coil domain containing 13
Exons: 16
Coding region: 89-2239 (716 amino acids)
Biological process (GO): non-motile cilium assembly; cytoplasmic microtubule organization
Cellular component (GO): centriolar satellite
Source: RefSeq, a predicted model, not a curated record
CCCGACUUAACCGAAGAACCGGCGGGAGAGGGCGGCCGGGAGAACCCUCCCGCUGCCUUCGGGGUCGGGAAAGGCGGUUUCGUAAACAAUGGAGCCAGAGAUAAAAGAGAGUGAGCAUCUUAAAAGCCAGUUCAAGGCUUAUCAAGGACAACAGCAAAAGAGGCUGCAAAAAAUAAUGGAGAAGAAGAAGGAAAAGCAAAAUGGUCAGAAGGAUGAUGAUGAUGAUGGCAACGCAAAGGAGACCUUCAGAAUCCCAAAUGAUCUCAAACUGUUUGAAACAGGACAACAUGUGAAUGAAGGGGACAGCAAAAGGCUGCUGGAAAUUGAGAACGAGCAGCUCCAGGAUCAGCUUCGAGAGAUCCGAGAUGAGAACUGCAGAUUGUACAAACUGGUGGCAGAGAAAGAUUUUGAGAUAAAACAACUCCAGAAAAAAAUACAGGAGGACAGAUUUGCUUCAUCAGGGGCACCUGGUUUGGCUGGAGAUGUUGCUGCCACUAAAAUUGUUGAACUGGCCAAAAAGAAUCGUGAGAUAACUGCAGAGGCUGAGAGUGAGAAAGCCAAAGUGAAACAACUGAAUAACAAAGUCAAAGAACUGGAGAAAGAACUACAGACAGCUGCAGAAAAAAUACAUUAUCUUGGUGGUGGUGAUGCAGGAAUCAAGCAGUCAGCUCUGAAGAUGAUAGAAGGAAACCUGGCUGAAAGCCCAGAGGUGAAAGCAUUGCAAGAAAAAUUAACCACAGCCAACUUUAAAGUCAUGGACUAUCGGAACCAACUCCAGUCUGCAAAACAGGAACUGAAGAUGACCCAAAAGCUUUUAGCAAAUGAAGUUGGUGAAAAUGUGAAUAUUCAAAGUCUCUUGGUCAAUUCUGGCAGCUGGCGUGGACGAGCCCAGCAAAUUCUUGUUCUCCAGAACAAGGUUCGAGAGCUGGAGAAUCAGCUGGGUCAAAACAGGACCAGAGCAUCCCUGAAUGAGACUGAUGAGGAAUUCCUGGCACUCACUGAUCCAAGGAAGCUGUCAACCCAGGAGAAGAACUUGCUGAAGAUUCGCAGCUUGGAAAAAGAAAAGAAAGAAACCUUGGAGAAACUCACUGGGGAACAUGAUGCUCUCCAAAAGAGUCACGAGGAACUGAAAAAAAAAUUUGAGGCAUCAAAAGCCAGGAACAAAGUACUGAGCAACGAAGUCAAAGCCCUGAAGGGACAGAUUGUGACCUUGCUGGAGAAAGGAAAACACGACGAUGAGCUCAUAGAUGCCUUAAUGAGCCAACAGAAGCAAAUGCAGGAGAUCUUACAGCACCUGAGCCAGAAGGAUGAGAAGAACAGGGAGUCCCAGCUGAUGCUAGGGUUACACUUGAACAGUGACAUUCAGAAGGAAAACUGUCUUCUAAAGCAACUCAGACAGAGGGUGGCUGAAAGAGAAGCAAAGGUUAAAGAGCUGGAAGAGGAGAUUGAGCAACUCAGACUUCAGCAGAAAUCUGCCUGUCAAGGGGAUGGUCCAGGAGAUGCUGAUCCACCAUCUGAGCACUCAGAGGAGCCAGGUUUUUCUCUGCUUAAGCCUCUGGCACCAGGCAGCAAUCAGAUUGCAAGGAUUGGAUCUGCUCGCACAGUGUCCAAGAUGGGCCAUACUCUUGUGGAGUCAGCAGCUACUAAGCCUUUCCUUCUCAGCAUGAACAUCCCACCUGGAAGGCUUGCUGGCACUGAGAGCCCAGAUUUGAAAGUGCUGCAGACCCAGCUCAUAGAGCACAAGGCUCUUUGCCAGGCUGCUGAAGUGGAAAGAGACAGGCUCCUGGAACUGGUCACUGUGCUGCAGAAAAGAGUGGAGGAAGGCAAUGAAAAACUCUUGGAAGCUGAGAAGAGGCUCCAGGUGGAGCGUCGGCACGGUGUGAUUUUGGAACAGCAGCUUGAAAAACUACAAAUGGAUCCAGAGAGUAACAGAGGAGAACACAAACUUCCCCUGAGGAGCAAACCAGGCCAGGCUGCAAAUCACUCAGGACUCACCUUGAAUGUGAGUGAUAGGCAGGAGCUCUCUGCAGCUCAGCUCUCCAAGUUGCCUCUGGAAUCACAGAUAGAGGAGCUGAGCACAAGGCUUGUGAUGCAGCUGAAUGAGAACGAAGUUCUGAAAUCCACCCUGGAAACUACUGUGAGAAAGAACAAGGAAGACUUUAAACAGUAUCAAGACACAAUGGACCAAGUGAAGGCUAUCUUUCUACAGGCCAUUCAGCAGAAACAAGAGAAGAGUUAA